Molecule: messenger RNA, 873 nt
Organism: Penicillium egyptiacum
Lineage: Eukaryota; Fungi; Ascomycota; Eurotiomycetes; Eurotiales; Aspergillaceae
Source: the annotation of a GenBank genome assembly
AUGGAAGCUGAAAGCGAUGGAGCAAGUGACGAGCUGCCACUACCAGCACCCACAAGGAGCAAGAUCCAAGCGAGCUUUUUGAUCGCACGACCACCACCUAAAUCGUCACUUUGCCUGACCCGUAAACUCUUACUACAAUUUCAACAACUCACAAACAAAGACCGACCACGUCCAGUCAUGGAAAUAUGGCAGCCAUCAAUUCGCAAAUCGAAAUUGACGCGCGAUUUCCACCAGCGUCCUAAGCUGAGGUCAGGCGACAGCUAUGCAACCUACGACGAGCCCUACACCGUCAGUUCGCGUAAUCUAGGCAAACAACUUGGAAUAUCAGCGAAACAGCAUGAGAAGCAUCCAGCUCUGCACAAGAAAGAUCCCGUGGCCGUGAUGUGCCAUUCAACGUGCGAUAAGGCGCAAGCAUCGACGAUAAGCUUUCGCAAUGAGCAAUGUACUUGGUGGGUCAGUACACAUUCAGCAGGUCAUGCAAAACCCGAAAUGCGUUACCGAUUUACUAUCAAAGAUGAUCAUAGUAGUGAGGGAUUGAGCCGGAGUAUGAGCAUGCAAUGGGAGAAGCGACUUUCCGAUGGUGGGGAUAGUGCGUUGGUAGAAGACGAAUGCAAGUGGGGAUAUUUCGCGCUCUGCUUCAUUGACCACGAAGCACGGCGCAAAAGUCGCAUUGCUACCAUGACUGAAUCAAGGUUGGAUAUCCGGAUUCGUAAGAGCUCUAUCAUAGAGCAGCUUCAGACGUGUAUGGAUUUGACGAGAUCACCUGUUAACGGCUGUGAAUAUUCUGAGAGUUUAGAAGCCCAGUUAUACACACAUGUUCUUACUAUGGGGGCAUUGGUUGCCGACCGAGAAGGAUGGCUCAAUCAUCCUUGA